AUGGUGGAUUAUCCUGGUGCCCGGGCGUUUGGCGGCACUCCCUGGAGGAAAACUUGGACCGUCCGUCUCCUUACUCUAAUUCUACUUCCAAGUCCAUCUUUGCCCUCGUUCAACCCGUUUUUUACUGAUACGUCUUAUUUCAGCAUGACAACGAUCGCACUUAUCGGCAUCGUGUUUGCGGCUAUAAUCGGAGUCUUUUUUGGUUGCUACUUCCUGCUUCGGUUUAUUCACAGAGCACUUGGAUCUGAUGGACGAAAGCAUAGCGACACAUUACCGUACAGCAACGUCGUUAUUCACUCGAAACGAGUUUACGAGAUUCAAGCCGAAGAGGGAUGCUUCACUGGGCCACCGGACAUUCACGACCCAGUUGAAGAGACUCAAUCAAAAAGCACAAAUUCUGAAGAUCGGCAGUCUCUGAGUGGAAGUUUAGACAGUUCCAGACAAGGUUCGCUGAAGAAACCAGAAACGGGAGACUUGAAAACUAUGCGGUUAGAGCACGGUUGCGAUGAUCCGAGACAAUUGAUUAGGAAGAAAGAGAAAAAGGUGCACAAAGAUUCGGUAUGCGCACUUCUGUUUAAGCCGGGCACGGAACCAAGAAUGGUCUGA
Ostertagia ostertagi is the source of this 606-nucleotide messenger RNA. Lineage: Eukaryota; Metazoa; Nematoda; Chromadorea; Rhabditida; Trichostrongylidae. The record is from the annotation of a GenBank genome assembly.